AUGAUUUUUUUUAUUAUUAUUGUCAUCGUACCGUCACCCUUCCCCGACAUCACUGCUGCCACUGCUCCUGAUCCUCCCGCUGCUCCUCCUGCUGCUACUUGCUCCGGUUUCCCAUUUGAUAUCCGUGUGGCCGUUCUAGCCUUUUGCAGGGGCAUUCUGAUCGCAUCCAACUUUGAGACGCUCCCAUCCAAGGCGGACUUGCCAGAGUACUACACCAUCAUUACAAAUCCCAUUGCCUUGGAUACAAUUGAAUCCAAGUUAGAUUCGGAUUCCUACCAGUCUGUCCAAGAAAUCCUGGAAGACUUCAAGUUGAUGGAAACGAAUGCCAACACCUUCAACAAAACCAAUUCUUUGAUUGCUCAGUUCUCAACAAAGAUUCGAGUCGUUGUUGAAGAGCUUAUCGGUGCCUUCAAUGCAACGCCCUCCAAGACCGCAGAUGGUGCUACUCCGGAGGUAAACGGGCCGCCGUACAAAGAGAUACAGGACGAGCUAUUAGGUGUCAUAUACAGCAUCCUGAACGAAGUCAGAGAUUCUAGCGGUCAGAGCUUUGUUGGCGAUUUCUUCAGAUCACUUGUCCCCAAGAAAGAAUAUCCGAACUACUAUCAGAUCAUUAAGAACCCAAUUUCACUAAGAGAGAUCGAAAGAAAGCUUAAAAAUAAGAACUACCCUCCGGAUGCGAUCGUAUCCUGCUUUGAAAAUGAUAUAUUUUUGAUGCUUUCUAACUGCGCACUGUUUAAUGAGCCAACCAGCGAAGUCAUGGCCGACGCCAGGAUUCUAGAGGCCUGGUUUAUUAACACAAUGGCUAGCAAGAGAAAAGACCUUAACCAGCCACCGAGAACUCUACCACCAGAGGGGGGUCAAGAGCAAAGCCAGAUGAAGCCUGAGGACGCUGAAUCCAAACCGCCCCGUAUAACAUUGAAGAUGAACGGUCCUAAAAAGGCGGGUAGCCCCUCCUCCGUCUCCGCUACCAAUUCCCUGCAAACGACAGCAGCCUCCACGCCCGCUGCUUUUAGUACCGCCCAGUCGCCGCCGCCAGGCCCAGAAUCCCUUGGUCGAAAUCCAUUCCAGACCUCCCGGUCUCCCCAUCCGGUCGCUGCUAGCCCUUCGAAAAUCGUAUCAGAAAAGUCUCUGUCUCCAGCAAUAGUCACACCUCAACCACAACCCUCUGCUCCUCAAAUUCCAAUCGUGAAGCCUGAUCAAAAACUCCCUCAGUAUGCGGAUUUCAGAUUAAACUCGCACUCAAUUAAGAAUGGGUUGAUACUCCAGCCGGCAGAAGCGACCAAUCACUCGAUUCUACGCCGCCCCGGAACUACAAAACAAGAUUCCCCAAUUCGAGCCAUAGAGGUUUCCAUACAGCCUGGCGAAUAUAACGAAUCACGGACUAUCACUAUUCGUCCUGAACUUGAUAGGUGGAGAUGCGGUUCAAUCAUUCCCUUGAACCCGGGACAAACCAAUAUUCGCUUUGAGAUUAUUCCCCACCAGAAUUUUCUUCUAGCCCCCCACGGGUUGUGGGUCCAACACCCAGGUCACCAUCCUACUUCCCUAUCAAUCCCUCCUCCAGAAUCCAAGAGACGUUGCAUAUACGAAUUCCGAGCAACUCCUGGAAAGGAUAAUUACCUCGACUUCAUUUCCGAUAUGGUGGUUACCAACGGUCAGAAUAAGGAAUACAUUGAAAAGGCUCUUUUUUGGUUCAAUUUCGUUAUUGGCCCUCUUAACUAG
Orbilia oligospora ATCC 24927 is the source of this 1719-nucleotide messenger RNA. RefSeq lists its product as uncharacterized. Gene Ontology annotation, biological process: chromatin remodeling. The record is from RefSeq and is a predicted model, not a curated record. Gene Ontology annotation, molecular function: protein binding. NCBI's taxonomy places the organism in Eukaryota, Fungi, Ascomycota, Orbiliomycetes, Orbiliales, Orbiliaceae. The transcript is spliced from 7 exons. Gene Ontology annotation, cellular component: RSC-type complex. Bases 1 to 1719 code for a protein of 572 amino acids.